Recurvomyces mirabilis is the source of this 3042-nucleotide messenger RNA. RefSeq lists its product as uncharacterized. The coding region runs from base 1 to 3042 and encodes 1013 amino acids. Lineage: Eukaryota; Fungi; Ascomycota; Dothideomycetes; Mycosphaerellales; Teratosphaeriaceae. The record is from RefSeq and is a predicted model, not a curated record. The transcript has 2 exons.
AUGGGGUCGCCGUCGCACUCUCGUUCUUCUUCCUUUGGCGCCGACGACUACUACUCUGAGUCUCGAGUCGAACAUACGGCAGAGGACACGCAUGGCUAUGAUGCCUAUGAGCAGGAAGACGCAGUGCCGGCGAUACUGAAAACCCAGUCGUCGCUCGCCCACAUACAGGUCCCCUCCUUCCGGUCCUUCGCAUCCAGUAUACCCGUACCCUCGCCCUCGACGACGAAGCGCAAACCACCGCCUUUCGCCCUUGCUCGUUCGCCGCGAGCUGCCUCUUUCUCGCUGGCGGAGAGAGCAUCGCCCAGGCUUGCAGAGCCAUCAUCUAGACCCUUCUCCUUGGACAGUCCACUACCACAGCAGCCGAACGGACUAUUGAAUCAGUUGUCUCCACCUCUAACGGAGGAUUUCACGGCACAGCAGGAGGAUAGGGCAAGCCACAGCUACCCAUACACUCACGGCCACGAUCGCAACGAAUCUAUCGACUCUCGCCUGCUUAACAACGAGGCAGUCGCGUCGAACAGGUCCUCCCGACGCUCCAGCAUCCCAGUCAACGCACGUUAUGCUCACGACCAAGCACGAAGCCACGCGCCCAAGACAUCAAUAAGCAGUUCCGACUACUCAGCUGUGGAGCACGAAGUAAGAGGAAGACGUUCAAUGCAUAUACAGCAGGCACCUAGCAUGACCUUGCAGCAAUUUGACGGCGUGCAGCGGACACUUUCUGACAGCUCCUUACUCUCUGAGCCUACUUCACUGCGGGAUCAGAGACUAAAGUCACCGGGUAGGAGAGCCUUCUUCGGGUGGAAAUCCUCGUCGCAGAGGUCUGGUAGCGAGUCGCCUACUACGACGUUCUCCGAUCGAUCGUUGUCUCCAUUGCCUUCGCCAGGCAUCACAAAGCCUUUUGCAGGGUCACCAAUGGAGGGCUCGGUGUCUACCACUCGGCUUACGCCGUCUGGGCUGGACAUACAGAAGGCCAAUGCACGCAACGACAACUCGAUCUACUUUGAGAAUCCUGAUACACCCAUCUUACUCGGUUCUCCCGAAACCAAUGCACAUGUUCGCGAACUGGAACGGGAGCUGCACCAGAUCAGCUCCGAGCUAGCGGGCUCUAUUAAGCGUGAGAUGGAUCUUGAGGACGAGCUAUAUCGCUUGUCGCUUGAGAUGCCAAGUUCGAACUCCGAAGGCCGACGAAGCAGCGACUACUUCUCUGAUUCUGGUGCGAGCAGUGUACGAUAUCCCGUCACAGAUCCCGAUGCACGGCUCGUGCAGAUGGAGACGAAGCUUCGCAAGGCAGAGCAGGAGAAGGCACAGAUCAAGGUUGACGUGGCAUCCACCAUGCAGUCUGAGCUGGCGAGGAGGAGAGAUCUAGAGCAGAUUGUACAUGCACUUGAGGAGCAACUACACAAGCGCUUUGACGAGGAUGAACGUGUCACGGAGCUCGAGAAAAAUCUCGAUGAGUCGAGGAGACGAAUGGAGCAAGAACGACAAGCAAAAGAUAGCUUCGGCGAUCUGUACAGUGCCACAAAACUGGAGCUGGUGCAGCAUCAGAAUGAAAGGGACAAUCUUCGGGAUGAGACUGUGCCGAAUUUGCGCUCACGCAUCGAAGGUCUGGAGGCAGAGGCAGGAGAUGUGCAGGCUAUCAUGUACGAGAAUACACGACUACAGCAGGAAUUGGCGGCGCUGAAGGAGGCGCAGAGUAAUGCUCGAUUUGGUAGUAUCGCCGAGGAGGGCGUGCCGAUGUCACCUGUGGUUGGAAGAGGGAGCCUUUCGAGGUCGAACUCGCUUGCUAGGAACAGGAGCGUGCGUGGCGGGUCUAUCACACGAACAGGCUCUGUCCUGGAUCGUGCCGAGGGUGGCGGUCGACAACGCUCUGGCUCCGUCAGUGCACACCAAGGCCCGGUAUCCUCGGAGGCAGUGAAGGAGAUCGAGGAUCAACGCGAUGCUCUGCACAAGGCGUUGAGGUUGUUGAUCUCGAGGCACGAGAAGCAACAGCGGGAGCAUGAGCGGGCGGUGAAGAAGCUCACAAGAGCGAAGCAGCAGGCUGAGACGGUCACGCCGAAGCGUACUGCUUACCAUGCUGAAGUUGCGUUCCUGAAAGACGAAGUCACGACUUUGCGGAAACGGACCGAGGAUGCUCUCGAGCAGAAGUGGCAGUAUGAGAAGGGCUUGUCUGGCGUCAAGAUGGAUCUCGAUCGCGCUGAGCAAGAAACGAAGGGUUUGAGAGAUCUAUUGCAAGAGUCUAAUACGCAGAAGAACCGCCACUCCGUUCUUUCAGGCUACGGCAGCGACUACGGUGAUGAUGAAGACGUGCCUGACAACAUGAAACUCAGCAUCUCUUCCGCCGAACAUCAACGCGAUAACGCCCGCGAAGCAGCAGAAGACUAUCGACAGCGUGCCGCUUCUGUGGAUCCAUCUAAUGCCCAAGCUUUGAUGAGCUCGGCGCAGAGAAUGGAACAGCUUGCCGACAGACUGGAGGAACAAGUUCAGGCCAAUGUCCAACUUCGCGAUCGUCUGGCUGAGGCGGUCGAGAAGGGCGAGAAAGAACAGAAGGUCUCCACAGGGCAGAUCGAGGAUAUGCAGAGGAAAUUGGCCGGAAUGGAAGAUAGUGUGCUCGAAGCACAGCAGCAUUCGGAGACCAUGCUCGGCAACCACGAAACCGAAGUCCGCCGGAUCUCCGAAGCCACCUCGCCCUCCCUCCAACGCCUCCGCAUCUCCAUCCCAGACGCCAAGAGACUUUCGCCCGCACAUUCGCCUCUCUUGCCCGGCUCCAGAUCGCCACGGAUCAGCAAGAAACGUCUGAGCGGGGCGACGCUGUCUGAGGCGAGCAGGACGCAGGCGUUGGAGAGGAAAGUCAGGGAGUUGGAGAAGUUGCUGAGGGAGGCGGAGGAUGAUGUGCAGGUUGUUGUUCGGAGGGUCAAUAGGAGUCAGUUUGAGGUUGCCGAGUUACAGACGGAGAGGGAUGCGGCGAUGGUGCAGAUGAGGAAGUUGGCGGCGUUGGUGGAGGAGGAGAGGACGAGGGGGGAGGGGUUGAUUGAGAAGUUGUAG